AAGUUUGCGGACGAUGCGGUAGUGUUAAGACUCAUCUCCAACAACGAUGAGACGGCCAAUCUGAAUGAAGUUGAGGAGCUGACAUCAUAGUCUCCCUGGCGUGGACAUCCUUGACAGAAGCUUCUCACCUCUCCUCAACAUCACCAUGGCUACUCUCUCCAUGUCGGUCUCCAAGGCAUCCGUCAGCAGGGGAUCCGUCAGCAGAGGGUCCAUCAGCGGCGCAUCCAUCAGCGCUGGAUCCAUCAGCGGAGGAUCCUCUCGCGUCUCCCUUGGCGGUGGUGCCCGUCUGAGCAUCAUGAGGGCCGGUAGCCUGUACGGCGGCGGUGCUGGUAGUGUGUACGGUGGCGCCGGCGGCUCCGGGGUGCGCGUCUCCGGUUCGUCCCGCCUGCUGUCCAUGGGAGGUGGAGGCGGUGGCGGUUUCGGCUUCGCCAGAGGAGCUGGGGGCGGCUUCAGCCUGGCGGCGUUGCAGGGAGGCGUCGUGAGCAGCAACGGGAAAUUCACCAUGCAGAACCUCAACGACCGUCUGGCCGCCUACCUGGUCAAGGUGCGCACCCUGGAGAAGGCCAACGCCGAGCUGGAGCUGAAGAUCAGGCAGUUCCUGGACACCAGGGCCACCCCUGAGGCUCACGACUACAGGGGCUUCCUUACUGUCAUCGCAGACCUGCAGACAAAGAUCAAUGGCUUCAUCAACUCCAAAGGAAGCAUGCACCUGGGCAUUGACAAUGCUAAUCUGGCUCUCGAUGACUACAAACUCAAGUAUGAGAACGAGGUCGCCAUUCGCCAGACCAUCGAGGCUGAUGUCGCCGGCUUGAAAAAUGUACUGGCGGACAUCACCUUCGCCAAGUCGGACCUCACUGCCCGUUUGACUGGCCUGGUAGAAGACCUGGGCGUCGUCAAGAAGAACCACGCGGAGGACCUGCUCGCCCUGCGCGCCCAAGUCGGGCACCAGGUCAAGGUGGACGUGGACGCUGCACCCCAGCAGGACCUCUCUGUUGUCCUGGCAGGAGUCCGCCAGCAUUACGAAGCCGUGGCCGCCAAGAACAAGCAGGAGCUCGAGGCGUGGUUCCAUGCCAAGACGGAGGGCUUGAAGAAGGAGGUCACCACCAGCACCAGCACCCUGCAGGUCAGCAGCUCUGAAGUGACCUCCAUGAAGAGCACUGUCCAGGCCCUGCAGAUUGAGCUCAUGUCCAUCUCCAGCAUGAAAGCCUCUUUGGAGUCCACUCUUGCUGAGACAAAGACCCAGUACGCAGGCAUGAUUUCUGGGUUCCAGUCUCAGGUGAGCAGCCUGGAGGCCCAGCUAGCCCAGCUGCGUAUCAACCUGGAGAGCCAGAGCUCAGAGUACAAGAUACUCCUGGACAUCAAGACCAGGCUGGAGCUGGAGAUCGCCGAGUACAGGAGACUGCUGGAUGGUCAAUUUAGCAGCUCCUCCUCCUCCUCCUCCUCCACCAGGACCAAAUACGUCACUGUUGUGGAAGAGGUGGUUGAUGGGAAGGUUGUGUCAUCCUCGUCGUCCAGUUCCAAUUACUUGGGCCGCAUCGCCUAAUUGCCCAGCUGUUGCCUCUUGCCAACUGUUUGAGA
This is a messenger RNA of Sardina pilchardus (European sardine), 1578 nucleotides long. Its product is annotated as keratin, type I cytoskeletal 13-like. Gene Ontology annotation, cellular component: cytoskeleton. The transcript is spliced from 8 exons. Gene Ontology annotation, molecular function: structural molecule activity. NCBI's taxonomy places the organism in Eukaryota, Metazoa, Chordata, Actinopteri, Clupeiformes, Clupeidae. Bases 146 to 1543 code for a protein of 465 amino acids. The record is from RefSeq and is a predicted model, not a curated record.